Molecule: messenger RNA, 1570 nt
Organism: Monopterus albus (swamp eel)
Lineage: Eukaryota; Metazoa; Chordata; Actinopteri; Synbranchiformes; Synbranchidae
Gene: kdelr3
Product: KDEL endoplasmic reticulum protein retention receptor 3
Exons: 5
Coding region: 320-967 (215 amino acids)
Biological process (GO): protein retention in ER lumen
Cellular component (GO): membrane
Molecular function (GO): ER lumen protein retrieval receptor activity
Source: RefSeq, a predicted model, not a curated record
UGAUCUUCCGGCCAUAUCCGGGUAAACUUGACGCUGGUUCCGUCUGGUUCCUGCUGGUAGAGCUGUCAGCCACGUCAUCUCCUCAGAAACAACUUUUCUCUCAGACAGCUCGGUGUGCGCGCGGAAUAAUUCGCAUUUUAUGUUCAUGCGUUUGAGACCAGGAGCCACCGAGCGGCCGGACUGCGCAGUUGGUAGCUUCUCCUUAGCUUUGGCUUCUUAAAGUCUGUCUUGUGUCUGCACCCUGGCUCCUGUGGACGUGGGAGGCCUGUGAAGAGUUGUUUUACAGUUUUGUUGUAGAAGAGGAACAAAAAAAAACAGCAUGAACGUCUUUCGGUUGGCAGGUGACGUGUCACAUCUGGUGGCUAUCAUCAUCCUGCUGCUGAAGAUCUGGAGGUCCAAGUCCUGCGCAGGCAUCUCUGGAAAGUCUCAGGUGCUGUUUGCACUGGUUUUCACCACCAGGUACCUGGACUUGUUCACAGUCUUCAUUUCUGUUUACAACACGGUCAUGAAGGUGGUGUUCCUGGCUCUGUCCUACGCCACCGUCUACCUAAUCUACAUGCGCUUCAGGAACUCGUACAACUCGGAGAACGACACGUUCCGGGUGGAGUUUCUGUUGGUGCCAGUCAUCGGGUUGUCCUUCCUGGAGAACUACGCUUUCACCCCGUUGGAGAUCCUGUGGACCUUCUCCAUCUUCCUGGAGGCUGUGGCCAUAAUGCCACAGCUCUUCAUGAUCACCAAGACCGGCGAGGCAGAGUCCAUCACCACACACUACCUGUUCUUCCUCGGCCUCUACCGAGCUCUCUACAUAGCCAACUGGGUGUGGCGCUACCACACCGAGAGCUUCUACGACCUGAUCGCCAUAGUGUCGGGCGUCGUGCAGACCAUCUUCUUCUGCGACUUCUUCUACCUUUACUUCACGAGAGUGCUUCGAGGACGAGGAAAGAUGACCCUGCCCAUGCCCGUGUAAGCCCCACACACCUGCUGCAGGUCAACAUCUGGACUCGGAUGUUGCCUUUCAGCUGUACAUGUGUUUAGCAAUGGGACUGAUGGUCUGACACCACCCUGUAGACCAGAAGGAGUGCGCCUCUGCAAACUGAAUUUCAGUCUGAUUGGUACUUUGUGUGUGUGUGUAAGCAUAUAUGUGCACACAAGUUUGUGAAAGAUGUUUUUUGUUAAGAUGCAGAUGUGCAGGUAACACUAUGGAAACACUGUGUAUUUGUCUUUACGUUUCCCUUCAGCUGCUGAGGGACACAGGCUGUUGUAUGUGAACAGCUCUGUGUGCGUAGCUUUUGUUACACACAUCCAUUGUGUCCUGUAUGAAAGCAGUCAGGGCCCAGACUUUGAUGUCACCACCCUACAUUUGAUCAACUCAGUCUUGAGCCUGAUGAUUUACAGUAACGACAAAUAUCAUGUAAAAUCCACAGUGUCUUCCUCCUUGGCCUGUAAUGUCAGACCACUCCCUGUAGGCCUGUUUAGCCAUUUUCCCAGGUUGUAUGUCACUUUUUGUACUUUCUUGUUUUCUAAAGAGACAAAAAAAGGCCUAAAGCCAAAGAUGGAACAGAAAACUGCU